AUGAACAACUCUACUGAUAGUUCAAGAUCAGUUUAUGUUGGUAAUAUUGAUCCACGAGUAACUAAAGAAGAAUUAUAUGAAUUAUUUAUUCAAUUAGGCCCUGUCAAUAAGAUACGAUAUCCGAAGGAUAAAGUAUUACAAACCUAUCAAGGUUUUGCAUUUAUUGAAUUUUCUACAGAGAAAGAUUUAGAAUAUGUAAUAAAUUUAGUCUCUAAGACUAAUAAUGGUAAUAUAGUAAAAUUAUAUGAUCGAUGGUUACGAAUUAGACGUACAGGAGAUAAUACUACUAAUACGAAUUCAAAUAAGGACAAAAAAUUACAAUCAACAGAAAAUAUUGAUAACAUACCGCUUGCUAAAAUAAUAAUUGAAGGAUUAGAUGACAUUAUUGAUAGCAAAACAUUAACGAGAAUAAUUACAAAAUUUGGUAAAAUAUAUCAACCUAUUGAAAUAUUUUCAAAUUCAUCAGAAAAUCAAGAGGAUACCAAUAUUAGGAGUUGUUAUAUUUAUUUUAAUUAUUAUAGAGAUGCAGAUAAGGUUAUUCAAAAAUUAAAUGAUAGUCAUGUAGGGAAUGCUCAUGUAACUGUAAAAUAUGCAAAAAGGCCAUUAGGACAAAAAGGUAUUUAUGGUAGUAAGAUAGAUCGAAUAAUGAAUAGUGAAGCCGAAAAACAUGGUCUAUUAUAG
Maudiozyma saulgeensis is the source of this 681-nucleotide messenger RNA. NCBI's taxonomy places the organism in Eukaryota, Fungi, Ascomycota, Saccharomycetes, Saccharomycetales, Saccharomycetaceae. The record is from the annotation of a GenBank genome assembly.